Molecule: messenger RNA, 1199 nt
Organism: Strongylocentrotus purpuratus (purple sea urchin)
Lineage: Eukaryota; Metazoa; Echinodermata; Echinoidea; Camarodonta; Strongylocentrotidae
Gene: pex2
Product: peroxisome biogenesis factor 2
Exons: 8
Coding region: 21-938 (305 amino acids)
Biological process (GO): protein import into peroxisome matrix
Cellular component (GO): peroxisomal membrane
Molecular function (GO): zinc ion binding
Source: RefSeq, a predicted model, not a curated record
AUAGAGGUCGUUAAUCAGAAAUGAAACAAGAUGUAAACAACAACAAUUUGUGGAAGAUGGCACACAGCGUUCUCCGAGUUGAUCAGCUGGAUGCUCAUCAGCUAGAUGAUGAACUUCAUCUGCUUCUCAGGGCUCAGUUAACAAAAGCAUUCCAGUUCUUCAGGCCGGGUGUACUCUCAAAGUGUGAUCCUGAAGUGAAUGCUGUCUUACGUCUCUUGAUAUGGCAUUUUUCAAUCAGCAAAGUAGGGGCCACCCUUGGACAGCAGAUGCUCAACAUGCUCUACACAAACAGCCUCCCGCUGGGUCAAAGGUCACUUUCACUAGAUCGUAAGCACCAGCUACUCUAUGCGCUGCUCCUCGUGGGAUGCAGGUGGUUUCAGGAGAGGAGUUCAGAUCUUUCUCUGAUGACGGGAAGCAGCGAAAAAUUCCAAUUUGUAUGGAAAUUGAUAGACUUGUUGGAGAGACUGGUGAAAGUAGCUUCUCUGGUUAACUUCCUGGUGUUCCUCCAGCAAGGCUUCUAUCCCAGUCUUCUUGAGAGGGUAUUGGGCAUCAUUCCAAGGUUUGCUCAGCCUCAGUCUGUCAGACAGGUGACCUUUGAGUUCAUGACCCGAGAGCUUCUAUGGCACGGCUUUGCUGAGUUCCUCUUCUUCCUCCUCCCGCUUGUCAACAUCCAUCGCAUCCGGAACGUGAUUCGACGGAGGAUCGCUGGCGUUCCGGCGGGGCGGGGCACCUUGCAGAGGUCGUUGGCGGAGUGCAAGGAGUGUGCCGUCUGUGGAGAGUGGCCGACCUGUCCCCAGGAGAUGGGAUGCCAGCAUGUCUUCUGCUACUACUGUCUCAAGAGUAAUUUUGAAGCUGAUCCAUCCUACACUUGCCCCUCCUGUGGUCAGGCAGUGGAAGAGUCCAACAACAUCCGUCCAGUCAUGUGCUCCGUUAGGUAGCAGGCAGCCAAUCACAGCAAUCGUUGCAUAUGAAUAUCAACUCAGAAUCAAGCAAAGCUCAAAUGUUGUUACAUGGUAAUGCGUUCUCAUUGGUUGAUGGGGAAAGUGUGCUAUCCUUCUUCUUAAGAAAUAAGAGUAUCUCCUACCAAGUUUGAUAGUGCAAAUUUUGGAUACAAAGUGAAUGCAUUCCAACAGAAAAUGUUGUAUUAAAGGGAUAGUUGAGUUUUGUUGCGGAGGGUGCUACACAAAAUAAUUUUUUGU